UCCCAUCUAAUUGCUUCCGGUGUUUACACGUGCAAACGCACGUAAUGGUUUAAUCUUCGAAGGCGGAACUCCAUAAUAAAAGAUCCCCAAACGGAGUUUAAAAGGUCUCGCCGCCAUUCCCACCACCGCGACCACCGUCAUCGCCGCCGUUAACUGCCACCUCGAUAAAGGAAACUAUGAGGCGGAAUAGGAAGCGGAAGCGGACGAGUAUAACUGAUCUGAAUGCUGAUGUACUGAGACUUAUCAUGGUUUUUGUGGCUAAAUCUUCUGAUGGGGCGGGCAGUUUUGCAAGGGCAACAUCAGUCUGCAAAGGAUUCAUGGAGAUUGCUGAGGACACAGAGGUCUUGAAAGCUGUAGUUUUUGAUAAGCAAAGUGUCUCUGGAUUCGAUGAAUCGUUUUGGAAGAUCAAUGGCUUGUUAAGCAAAUGUUCGAGUGCAAGAAAUGUGGGUGCUGUGAACAUACUUUUAACGUACCUCAAGGAACGGGUGGAAUAUUCAUGGGCAAAGGAGAGAGUAGUUGAGGUAGCCGUGAAGGAGUUAUUUGACAGGGUGGAGGCUGUUAAUGCUGUUUUUACAAGGGCAAGGUUGAGAGCUGCUGUGUCGGCCGGCGAGAUGGUUAAACAGAUGCUUCAUGAGAUACGGAUGGAUAUCAAUGAAAUCCGCGAGCAUCUGGACAAAUUCGAGGUUGCUGGAUUUUUCAAGGCCUGAAUAGGUUUUUGCACAUUUUUUCCAUAGCCGUAUAUAAUCGCCAAAUUGAUGGAUAUCCAUGUUUUUCCAUCCCUUUUGAUUAACUUUAUCGCCAGAGUAACGAAACUUCAUCUCAGAGUUUAUGCUCUUCCAAACUAUAGGGUUUUAUGUUAAUGCAAUCCGGGGUUUUGAUA
Molecule: messenger RNA, 880 nt
Organism: Rhododendron vialii
Lineage: Eukaryota; Viridiplantae; Streptophyta; Magnoliopsida; Ericales; Ericaceae
Exons: 6
Coding region: 177-707 (176 amino acids)
Source: RefSeq, a predicted model, not a curated record